UGCGGCGAUGCGGCGCAUGCUUCUUUUGAGGUUAUGACAUUUUUAUAAAUAUAAUAUACAAACAAAAAUUAUUUUUAAAGAAAGAAACUAAAUAAAAUAAAUAUGCACUCGUUGAGAAGAUUACGAUCGAUAGAGAUUUUGCCAAUUUCGGUUAGAUUUAAAGGACAUAGCAAUGAUCAUUGGUCAAAACGUGAUAAUAAAUUAGGAACUGUCAGAGCACUAAAACAUUUUGACGAUUUUUAUAAAACAGUCUAUGGAAAAUCGUGGAAUGACAUUAGGAAAGCUCUAUUACAGGAAAAAAGUAAAUACGUCGCAGUUGUUAAUAAUUUCAGUGACAAUGAAAGAAUAUGCACUGAAAUGGAGUGCUUAGGAGCAAUCGAUUUGAGAGCAAUAAUCAAGGUACAAAAGGAAAUUCUCGACGAAUCGGACAAAGGAAAAUCAAAAAAACGUCUUAAAGAAUUAAAUAGGAAAAAAAUGCAACGUGAAAUGGAUUCUUUUAUUUCUCAGCAACAAUUAUCGGAAUUGGAGUCUGUUUAUCCGGCUGAGACACCAGCGGGCAAACAAUCUCUAAACGAAUUGAUAGAUGAAGAAAAAUUUCAUACCACUGAGGAGGAAGGACUAAAACCAGUUUCAUUAAAGUCAAUUUCUGCAAAUGCGGAGAUUGAAUACGAUACGAGUCGAAUUAUUUCGGCGUCAAGUAGUUUAUCCGUCUCGUCAUUACAAGAAUUCGUUCCAGUGACAAAAUUAAAAGGAUUAGACGAUUGGGUGUUAGAAUCGGAGCACUAUGGUUACUAUUCUAAGGGUGAAGAUUUUACAAUUUCUAUCGAGGAAGACGAUUCAUUUUCAAUUCCAGAACAAUUGAAAUUGUACACUUUUGAGCCACAUAAUUUUAGUAGGUUUAGAUCAUCAAAACGAGGAACAACUGGCGUAUUAGAUUAUUAUUUGAUGGACGGAGGUUCGAUAUUACCUGUUCUUGCCCUGGAUUUGCAGCUGAAUGACAAAUUUCUCGAUAUUUGUGCGGCACCGGGUGGAAAAUCACUAGUGGCAAUUGAAACACUUUUGCCGGCAAUGGCCGUCUUGAAUGAUGUUCUCCCAUCACGUGUAACAAGAAUUAAGGAAGUAAUUGGAACCUAUGUUUCAAAUAUUGGACAGUGGCAGAAAAAAAUUGCAGUUACGACAAAAGACGCAAGGGAAAUUGAUGACAUGGGACUAUUUAAUAAAAUUUUAGUCGAUGUUCCAUGUACAAAUGACAGACAUUCUUUGCACGUCAACGAUGGUAAUUGGUUUAGGAAUGAAUACAUUAGGGAAAGAUUGAAACUACCAGAAUUACAAAGUGAAAUUUUAGUAAACGCUUUAAAAUUAGUAGCACCAGGAGGUACAGUGGUUUAUUCAACAUGUUCACUGAGUCCGAUACAAAAUGAAGGUGUCGUUCAGAUGUCGUUAAUGAAAGCAUUCGAAGAGGCGAAUGUCGUCGCAGUUGUAAAAGACCUGUCCGAAGGACUGAAACCAUUUAAGUAUCUUUAUGACUUUGGCAAGGAAAAAUUGAAGUACGGUCACCUUGUCAUUCCAACAAUGGGAAACAAUUGGGGACCUAUGUAUUUCUGUAAAAUAAUGCGAAUUCAGUGAAUUCACUCACGAGCGAAACAAUCAACUUUCUCAAAUGUACUUUUUGAUCUGUUGCUUCUUCAACAUUAACACCCACUUCAUCUACUCUAUUCCAUGGUUGCUCCUCGCCCGUUCCAAACAUCGUGUAAACCAACAUUUCAACGAUGUAAAAUAUCACUGUGAUGAAGAAAACUACUCGCCACGCCUCGACUGUUUCCUGUAAAUAGACGAAAGGUUUUUAUACACUUUUGCCAAGUAAUAGAAAAUUGUUUUUAAAAGUUUUUUUUUAAUUAAGUUCUAAAUUCUAUAAUUUAAAACUCAUUCUUACCAAUUAAAAAAGAAAUUAAACUUUUUAUUUUAAUUUUAGUUUUUUGCAUUUAACGAACUAUUUUUGGUAUAAUUUCCAAUGAGUAAAAUUGAAUUUAAAAUUUGUUAUUUUCAAAUAUUUUAUUGUCUUUUAAUUUAAAAAAAUGUCAGUAAAUUGACAAUGAAUUAAAAAUGUGAAUUUUUUCACAUUUUCAACUAUUAAUGGAAUUGUUUGUAAAUAUAGAAAAUUUAUAGAAAUAAAAAAAGAGAAAUAGUAAUAAAAUUUUUUGAAAAA
Messenger RNA from Leptopilina heterotoma, 2206 nucleotides. Its product is annotated as 5-methylcytosine rRNA methyltransferase NSUN4. The transcript is spliced from 8 exons. Gene Ontology annotation, molecular function: methyltransferase activity. Gene Ontology annotation, cellular component: mitochondrial large ribosomal subunit. The coding region runs from base 103 to 1626 and encodes 507 amino acids. Lineage: Eukaryota; Metazoa; Arthropoda; Insecta; Hymenoptera; Figitidae. Gene Ontology annotation, biological process: rRNA methylation. The record is from RefSeq and is a predicted model, not a curated record.